Fibroporia radiculosa is the source of this 2679-nucleotide messenger RNA. RefSeq lists its product as uncharacterized. Gene Ontology annotation, biological process: isoleucyl-tRNA aminoacylation. Gene Ontology annotation, cellular component: cytosol. The transcript is spliced from 16 exons. Gene Ontology annotation, molecular function: isoleucine-tRNA ligase activity; ATP binding; aminoacyl-tRNA deacylase activity. The coding region runs from base 1 to 2679 and encodes 892 amino acids. The record is from RefSeq and is a predicted model, not a curated record. NCBI's taxonomy places the organism in Eukaryota, Fungi, Basidiomycota, Agaricomycetes, Polyporales, Fibroporiaceae.
AUGUCUCGUAGCUACAUGCCUGGAUGGGAUUGUCACGGACUGCCUAUUGAGAACAAGGUCCUACAGCAGUUGGGAAAACGUCCGACCGAUUUGACGCCUUCUGUUAUACGCGAGAAAGCCGAAGCGUUUGCAAGACAGGAAAUAUGUGUUCAGCAGGACCAAUUUCGUCAGUUCGGCAUCAUGGCUGAUUGGCGGCCUGAAUCAACCUAUCGAUCUCUUGACCAUGACUACGAGACGCGACAAUUGCGAAUCUUCCAGAGAAUGGUCGAGAAAGGGCUCAUUUACAGGCACUAUCGCCCCGUCUACUUUUCCCCGUCAUCAUGCUCGGCGCUUGCUGAAGCGGAGUUAACGUACAACGACAAUCACGUCUCUCAUUCAGUAUACAUCGCGUUUAAACUUGAGCUAGACAGCCCGCAGAUGAGCCCAAUGCUGCGCGCCCUAAUCACUCAUCGAAGUAGUGUGCGGCUGCUGGUAUGGACAACUACCCCAUGGACUCUGACUGCCAACAUGGCUAUUGCCGUCAAUCCCGAGAUGAUAUAUAAAGCUGUGGCUUCCAGUGAUGACCCGACUGCUCCUCUGGACAUAUUUGCGGUCGAACGCGAGUGCUCCCUCAUAGAGCACCCGGAGGUGUUGGGUUCCCAUGUGCCCGUUGCGGAGAUUCGAGGCUCUGAAUUGGUCGGUGGUACAUAUCAACCUUUGUUUUCGUCUCUUAAGGAUAGUCCUGCACCGUCAUCACUGCCCAUCAUACCUUCUUCACAUGUCACACCCGACUCUGGUACUGGUCUUGUGCACUGUGCGCCAGCCCACGGUGCGGAAGACUAUCUUGUCUUCCGUGCGCUUGACAUGCUAUCACCGUCUUCCUCCACCGGAAGUUUGCUUUGCCACGUAGAUCAUCUGGGACAAUUCACCGAUGAUGUAGCUGAUGUCGUCGGUGUUGAAGCUGCAACCUCGCUAAUCGGUAAAGAAGUACUAAGUGAAGGCAGCAAAGCCAUCGUCGAGCUUAUAGAUGCGACUGGCGCUCUGCGCAAGAUUCACAGGAUACGACAUCGAUAUCCGUAUGACUGGCGGACAGACAAGCCUGUCAUUACUAUUGCAACAUCACAGUGGUUUGCAAACAUUGACCAGAUCAAGGGUAAUGCAGUCUUGUCCCUGCAGGAUGUUCAAUUUGUCCCACCUCAGUCACGCAACAGGCUUGAAUCGUAUGUCCAGAGUCGUUCCGAAUGGUGCAUCUCUAGGCAGCGUGUUUGGGGAGUGCCCAUUCCUGCUCUGCAUCACAUUCCCUCAGGGCGUGCGGUACUGGAUUCGGAUAGCUUGACGCAUAUCCUAGGUGUAUUACAGGAAAAAGGCACUCAGUAUUGGUGGAGUGGGCCCGUCGAAGAGUUCAUACCCCCUGCAAUGCAGAAUGGCAUGGAUGUCAAGCAACUUACAGAGACGUGGCGCAAGAGUACGGAUACGAUGGACGUCUGGUUUGAUAGUGGCACGUCGUGGUCAAUGCUGGAUAGUCUGUAUCCACUGGAUGGCACCACUGGCAGCAACGGACGCCAGUUCGGCUCCGACGUGUCUUUGGAAGGGACAGACCAACAUCGUGGGUGGUUCCAGAGCCAGCUACUUACGGCAAUUGGGACUGCUGAUGCUACUGGUCGCGAGACCAUGGCACCAUACGGCACUCUUAUCACCCACGGCAUGGUGCUCGACGAGUCUGGACGAAAGAUGAGUAAAUCCCUCGGGAAUGUAGUGGAUCCCAUGACGAUCAUUCAUGGAGGCAAGGACCUCAAGAAAGAGCCCGCUUACGGCACCGAAGUUCUCCGGCUCUGGGUUGCUACCGUUGAAUUCACGAAAGACAUGCAUAUUGGUCCAACACUUCUCGCCCAGUGCGCCGAGACGCUCAGGAAGAUUCGAAAUUCUGCUCGCUUCAUCUUAGGUGUACUCGAAGACCAGCCGUUGGCCGAUCGAAUUGAACGCAAGAGCCUUGGACUGGCACUGGUGAAUGCUCUGUCUAACUUCGCGAACAUCACACUCUCCGCAUUAUACCUCGAUAUUCAAAAGGACUGUCUCUACGCGAACGCUAGGAGUGACCUUGAAAGACGCGCUACUCUCACUGUCUUAGAGCAAGCUCUCAUUACUAUGACCUCGGUCAUGACGCCAAUAUUGCCCUACCUUUCUAUGGAGAUUCAUGAUGCGUUACGUGCUAGUCCUCUUAGUCACAAAUGGAAACCUCUGAGCUCGGAAUGGGAAGAUGACAAUGCCGAACGCGACAUGAAUGAGCUGCUUCGCAUCCGCAACAAAGUACUGUCUACCUUGGAGAAAGCCCGUCGAGACAAAAAUCUGAAGAGUUCCUUGGAGGCUGACGCAGUACUAACAUUGCCACCUGGAUCCAGUCAUGCUCUCGACGUAUUACGACGUGAAGAGCCUUUCCUGAAGACCCUAUUCAUUGUAUCUGGUGUUAAAGUGUCGGAUGGUACAUCGAUCCUCGCCCCAGCGCCAAGUUGGCAAUACCAAGAAGUAUUACCUGUAGAUGGGCUGAUACAUCCAAUCCAUAUCCUUAUUCAGCCUGCAGCUGGAGAGGCUAUAGCAGCUGUGCUUCGUUUUGCUUACGCUCUGCCUGUGUUCCGAAUCCCGGAUUCUUGCAAAUAUUUCUGGGCUGCAUGCUGGGGCUCUACCAUGCUGGAAGAAGAUUAG